Grammomys surdaster is the source of this 3047-nucleotide messenger RNA. RefSeq names its product synaptosome associated protein 23 (gene Snap23). Gene Ontology annotation, cellular component: plasma membrane; synaptobrevin 2-SNAP-25-syntaxin-1a-complexin I complex. Gene Ontology annotation, biological process: synaptic vesicle fusion to presynaptic active zone membrane; synaptic vesicle priming; exocytosis. Bases 177 to 809 code for a protein of 210 amino acids. NCBI's taxonomy places the organism in Eukaryota, Metazoa, Chordata, Mammalia, Rodentia, Muridae. The record is from RefSeq and is a predicted model, not a curated record. Gene Ontology annotation, molecular function: SNAP receptor activity; syntaxin-1 binding. The transcript has 8 exons.
GGGCGCAUGCGCGCUCACGCGCACCCGGUCCGAUCUUGUAAAGUCCGAGAGCUGUGGGGGCUGGAGAGGAGUGGCCGUAGCAGUCGGAUGAGUCUUCUGGAAAGUAGCUGAGGGAGCUGGUCAGCGGGACAGAGUAUCCAUAUUUCCGUUUCUGUGUUCAAUAGUUUUGAUUCAUCAUGGAUAAUUUGUCACCAGAAGAAAUUCAGCUUCGGGCUCACCAAGUUACUGAUGAGUCUCUGGAAAGCACAAGGCGAAUCCUGGGUUUAGCCAUUGAGACUCAGGAUACAGGAAUCAAGACCAUCACUAUGCUGGAUGAGCAAGGGGAACAACUAAAUCGCAUAGAAGAAGGCAUGGACCAAAUAAAUAAAGACAUGAGAGAGGCAGAGAAGACUUUAACAGAACUCAACAAAUGUUGUGGCCUCUGCGUCUGCCCUUGUAAUAGGACAAAGAACUUUGAGUCUGGAAAGAACUAUAAGGCAACAUGGGGAGAUGGUGGUGACAACUCACCUGGCAAUGUAGUAUCUAAGCAACCAAGCCGGAUAACAAAUGGUCAGCCUCAGCAAACUACAGGAGCAGCCAGCGGUGGAUACAUUAAACGUAUAACUAAUGAUGCCAGAGAAGAUGAGAUGGAAGAGAACCUGACUCAAGUGGGCAGCAUCCUGGGCAACCUAAAGAACAUGGCUCUGGAUAUGGGCAAUGAAAUUGAUGCUCAAAACCAGCAAAUACAGAAGAUCACAGAAAAGGCUGACACCAACAAGAAUCGUAUUGACAUUGCCAAUACAAGAGCAAAGAAACUCAUUGAUAGCUAAAGGCCUGCUGUACUUCUUUACCUGUUUACUCAGUUCUCUAGCUCCUGCUGGUCAUUUCUUAUUCAGAGUUUGAAAGACUGUGAGAGAAGGACUGGAGAAGGAAUCCUCCCUACUUUCUUACUUUCUGUCUUUUGGGGUAGGUUCUUGCUCAGGCUUCCUUACAGUCUUUCUCAGUUCACUCUUGUAGGCUGCUUUCCAUACGUCACACAGUCACUUCAUCUCUUCAUUUAGCUUCUUUUUGCGUUCAAGAUUUGGAAGCAUUACCAAAGAGCCAUGAAGGAGGCAGCUGUAUAAGUGGCUUUUGUCAUUAUUGGUUGGUUGGUUUGAUUUUGGUUUGUUUGGUUUUGGUUUUGUGGUAAAGAGCAAGAGGAAGGAACAAGAAAUGAAGUUGACUCAUUAAAGAAACUACAGGUCACAAAACAACAGGUUAGUGCUUGGGGUAGGAGCUUUCACACAUGUGUUUUGUUCUAUAUCACUGUUUUUUAGCUUCUGCUCCAAAGGAGAACACAGUGAGUUUUCCAGAAUGAGCUUCACUUCUGAACCCAUAGUGAUUUGUGUACAUAGUAGGUUCUAGGAUCCCAUCUCAUAUUGCACAUGCAGGAACACUAUAUAAAUGAGUGCCUUUUAUUCUCAUACAAUGAGUCAUAGCAUGGUCCCAUUGUAGGCCUGUUAACUUUAUGAAGUUGUCAGUAGCCUUUAAAAGAUGUACAUAUGUGAAAUAGGAGACUUCCUCACUAAAGCAGGGCUUCAAAUAUUUUGGGAAACUUUUUUACAGUGUAUCAUGUGAAUUCAGAUUUACCUCAAUACUAAGAAUUGUGUUUAGAUAUGAAAAAAAAAAACAUGUUUUGAUCUCAGGUAGAAAAAUAGAUUGCUUUUAGUUUUGUGUAGUUUUAGACAUUUAAAAAGUUAUAAUUUGUUACUAAAAGUUGUUUGGAAAAUUAUGCCUUUGGAUUAAUUGGUGACCACACUGCCAUUCUCUCUGCCUUAUGCACAGAAUUAAGUUUAUGUAGAUCCUGAAGUGUUAGGAAACCUGAACUGGUAUCUGUCACCUUUGUUUAAAAAUUAUAAUCUGUACACUUUAGAGCUACCAAAGUAGAUGGUUUGACCAAUAACCAUUGCUUGAUUCUUAAAAUUAAAUUUUGUAAUUAAUGGUAUUGUUCUUUCAAAUAGGUAAUGUUUCUAUGACUUAUUUGUGGGGGCAACCAUUUUAUCAGCUUUUGUUAACAUUAAAUAAAGCAAAUGUCCAUAUGUCAAGCACUCCAAUAGAAAGCUGCAUUAGCUCUUUUCUGAUUUUUACCAGAAGUGUUUACAGGAGUUUCUAUAGUUUGCUGUGAGUCCAUUUUAGACAUUACAUGUCUUAAUCAUUUGAACUUAGAUAUACUGCUGAGUAUUUCUGAGUGAGAAUUACAAGUCACUUAUUGAAGAAGACACGUCUAGCAUAGCAGCAUUGAAAGAGUGAAAAGGACAGUAUUUAAAACAAAAAAGAAAAGCUCUAUGUCAGAAUGAAUAGUUUGUCAGGUACAGAUACUGAAUGUAUGAAGUAUGGUCAAGUAUAAAAUAGUGGAUGGUGCUGUAUCUAAGAGUGCUUUCCUUAUGACAUUUAAAGACAACAUGCCGAUUUGUCUAAAGGAACAGUACCAAAAGGUGGUAUCUAAGGUAUAUUUGGUUAGAUUAUGCACUAAAGCAACCCUUUGCUCUUGCUGGCUGGUGUGAAUGUAUGCCUAUUUCUUUGCCUUGGUUUCCAUACCUGUAAAUGGGAAUUAAUAAAUCCUAUUUUAUAAACUAACUCACAGACCAGUAAUGCCCAGAAAUUUCUUAGCAUAUGCCUGGCUCAGAGGCUACACUGGUAAUCCCAGCGUUUGGGAACCUGAGGCACGGUCAAGUGAGUUGUGGGCCAGCCUAAACUAAAUUGUAUCAAAAAACAGCCCCCUCCCCCAACAAAAUCAACCAACAAGACUCUUAGAAGAGUGCCUAUUAGAUGUAACCAUCAUAAAUGAUAUUUUCUCUAGAAUGAAGAGAGCUCUUUUUGGUCAAAGAUCUGUCUAUGAAUUUGAUGAAAGACAACAUAGCCCCCUCCCCUUCCCAGAGAAAAAAGCAAAGGAGCAGAUACCAAGAACAAUAGCAAGUAGCUCGCACAAGCUGGAGUCACCUAGGUUCUGCUUUUGCCUUGUUUUCUAGUAUAGUGAUCUUGAAUACAAUAGCUAUGACUACAAAUAAAAGCUAGUAUCUUGUACCAAA